Molecule: messenger RNA, 666 nt
Organism: Penicillium oxalicum
Lineage: Eukaryota; Fungi; Ascomycota; Eurotiomycetes; Eurotiales; Aspergillaceae
Exons: 1
Coding region: 1-666 (221 amino acids)
Source: RefSeq, a predicted model, not a curated record
AUGGUCGUCGCCAUCAUCUUGAGCUUUCUAUCCGCUCUCUAUCAGCCAGUUAUGGGCUGGUUCCUUCCUACCAGGACCCCCUCUAGUCCCCCGGAAGAUCAACCCCCAGAAUAUCAACCCCCCAAAGAUCAAGCAUUGUGCGACCUGCGCACCGCGAAUGCAAAUUCGACAAACCUUAUCCAAUCGACGGUUACGGAACGAGUUGUCUUCAACCGCAGAGGAUGCAUGGUCUACGGCUACCCAUCCACUGGCGGAGUUCUGAUCAAGGACGAUCCGACUCUUGCCGAGUUGCGUUUCCUAUCGGUCCUACUCUUCUACCCCUCAGAGCGCUCGCCCAGUGCCGAAGAAGAAGACGAAUUCUGCAAUCUCAUGCAACGUAUUGGGGCGAAGCUUUGGCCGAGCCACGAGGCAUGGUUCACCUCAUUAAUAACGCCACUGCAAGAGUCGACACCGGGAGACAAAAAAGUUGUGUAUUAUGGCUGGCCGAUAGAUGGAGUGGGUGUGUGGGUCUUGAGAUAUGACAGUCCGUUAUAUCGGCCCAGAGAUUUCGGAAGAAUGAGUUUUGCGAUGACUAUGGAUGAAAGGGUUGAGAUUCUGAAAGAGUAUGGCGCUACCUUCUAUGAAGAUCCGACACAAGUAGAGGAACUUCGCGGCGUCAAAUUUUAA